Drosophila innubila is the source of this 1701-nucleotide messenger RNA. RefSeq names its product NADH-quinone oxidoreductase subunit D (gene ND-49L). Gene Ontology annotation, molecular function: NAD binding; quinone binding; NADH dehydrogenase (ubiquinone) activity. Bases 26 to 1627 code for a protein of 533 amino acids. NCBI's taxonomy places the organism in Eukaryota, Metazoa, Arthropoda, Insecta, Diptera, Drosophilidae. Gene Ontology annotation, biological process: mitochondrial electron transport, NADH to ubiquinone. The record is from RefSeq and is a predicted model, not a curated record. The transcript has 2 exons.
UUGAAAGAGAAAUUUUAAUUUAAAAAUGUCGCGUCCUAUGGAAAAAGUUCGUCAACUGGCCGGAAAAUUGUUUACCGAAUCGGAAAUAAGUCGGUUCAAUGCCUUUCGACAUAAUUUUCGUAAUAAGUAUUUCAAAUUGGAUGCAUACAGCUUCAGAAUGCCCUUUAAGAGGCCCACAUUAACCAAGUGGAUGGGUGGACGUUACUUUUCAGCUGGCGAUUGUGAAAAAACCUGCGAAGAGUGCUGUAAAGAGCGGCCGGAUCAUUUGCAGCCCAAUUGUGAUAUCGAUUGGGAUUCAUUAAAGCCACCAGGAGAGCCUUACGAGCCAAGGAACACACACUAUUGGAAUCCGGAUCCGGAAUUUUAUAAGCAAUUUGAGAAUGUUAUCAUGAUGCCACCGGGCAAAGAAUGGGAGCAUCGACCCAUUUCAAAUGGUCGAUUAUUUCCCCCAGUCGAUCGAACAUUUCGCACGAAAUUCAUUAACUUUGGACCGGCACAUCCUGCGGCACAUGGUGUGCUCCGGAUGAUCCUUGAGCUGGACAAUGAGACGGUACUGUCAGCCGAUCCUCAUAUUGGUCUCUUGCAUCGCGGUACCGAGAAACUGAUCGAGUACAAAACUUAUAUCCAGGCAUUGCCAUAUUUUGAUCGACUCGAUUAUGUUUCCUGCAUGGUCUGUGAGCAGGCUUACAGUUUGGCCGUGGAGAAGUUGCUGAAUAUUGAGGUGCCACCACGGGGCAAGUACAUACGAACCAUGUGCUCGGAGCUAAUGCGUCUGACCAAUCAUACAAUGGCCAUAGCCACAUCUGUGCUCGAUUGUGGCGCCAUUACGCCGCUCUUCUGGCUCUUCGAGGAGCGUGAGAAGCUUUAUGAGUUUUCCGAACGCUUGUCGGGAGCACGAUUGCAUGCAGCCUAUAUAAGACCUGGUGGCGUCUCCUUGGACAUGCCACUGGGCUACUCCGAUGACUUGUACAACUUUCUCGUUCAGUUUAAGGAACGCCUCGAGGAGGUCGAAGAUGUUGUCACCGACAAUCGCAUUUGGCGUAUGCGUAACAUUGGCAUUGGCAAAAUCUCGGCUCAUGAUGCACUCAACAUGGGUUGCACGGGUCCUGUUCUGCGUGCCACAGGCAUUAAAUGGGAUCUACGCAAGCAACAACCCUACGAGGCCUACGCAGACAUGGAUUUCGAUGUUGUCAUCGGCUCUCAAGGAGAUUGCUAUGAUCGUUAUUUAGUGCGUUUCGGUGAAAUGCGUCAAUCGAUAAGUAUUAUACAACAGUGUCUCGAUCGCAUGCCUCCAGGUGAGGUCAAGACUGAUGAUCGCAAAAUAAGUCCACCUCGACGUGCCAAAAUGAAAACUGACAUGGAGGAUCUAAUACAUCACUUUAAGCACUUCUCUCAGGGCAUCUUUGUGCCCCCCGGACAGACUUAUACGGCCAUUGAGGGACCCAAGGGUGAAUUUGGCGUCUAUCUGGUGUCGGAUGGUACCAGUCGACCCUAUCGCUGCAAGAUUCGACCCGCUUCGUAUGCCCAUCUCGCUCUCAUGUCCAAACUGGCUCCACAAUUCCUAUUAGCAGACAUUGUGGCUAUCAUUGGAUCUCUCGAUAUUGUAUUCGGUGAGAUCGAUCGUUAGUUAUUUCAAUUGUAAUCAUAACUCUAAUAAAAAAGCAACUGAGAGCCUUUGUGACUCUCAAACCUUCAGAAUGU